AUGCCAACGAUGAAGGAUCUUUUCACUCCCAUCGAUGAGCUGAAAAAAGAACGGAGCCGUCGUAACAGUCAGGUAUUUUCAUGCUGGUGUCUUUGGGGUAACGGUAAUGUGUGGAAAACUCCAGUCAUGGCUCUUGAUGAAGGAUCUCGCCGUGUAUAUGGAACUGCUCCGGAAUAUCAGUUGAUUUCUGAAGUGAGAUCUAUAAAACUAAAGAAAAAGCUACGAACAAGCGAAAAGGGACGAUGUCAAAGGAAGAAGCUCGAUUUGCCUCAGUACAGUCAUAAAGAAGAAGGUCCUCCAAAUGACAGAACCUUCAUUACUACGUGUUAA
Messenger RNA from Cooperia oncophora, 330 nucleotides. The record is from the annotation of a GenBank genome assembly. NCBI's taxonomy places the organism in Eukaryota, Metazoa, Nematoda, Chromadorea, Rhabditida, Trichostrongylidae.